AUGUGCUUUGAAGCACUUGAUCGAACGCUCAGGGAUCUUAUGCCAGUUACCGAUCAACAUAAGACACAUCAACCAUUUGUCGGUAAGGUUGUUGUUCUAGGAGGUGAUUUCAGACAGAUACUUCCGGUGAUUCCAAAAGGGAGUAGACACGAUAUAUUGUCAUCAGCUAUUAACUCAUCCCAUCUGUGGUCGUUUUGUAAGGUUCUGAAACUGCAUACAAAUAUGAGACUUCUAAUGUCUUCUUCGGAUCAAGAUGAAGGUGAAAUGAAGAGAUUUGCUAAUUGGAUACUAGAUAUUGGAAAUGGAAAUAUUGAUUCUGUUGUUGGUGAUGAAUCAGAAGUUGAAAUUCCAGAUGAUAUGUUGAUUACAAUUACUGAUGACCCUCUCUCUCAUUUGAGUAGGACAAUUCUUGCACCCACGUUUGAGAGUGUCGAGAAGGUAAUCGAUUUUGUCUUAACAAUCUUUCCAGGGAUAGAAAAGGAGUUUUUGAGUUUUGACACAACAUGUCAAGCUGAUGAGAAUGAAGAUGUAAAACAAGAGUGCUUUGCACCAGAGUUCCUAAAUGAUAUCAAAUGUUCGAGACUUCCCAAUCACAAGUUGACUUUGAAGCCAGGAGUCGCUAUAAUGCUACUGCGAAACAUAGACCAGACUUCAGGUUUCUGCAACGGGACAAGAUUAACAGUUAAUGAACUUGGCAACAAUGUAAAUUGGAGCAACGAUAGUGACCAGUAG
Messenger RNA from Arachis stenosperma, 732 nucleotides. RefSeq lists its product as uncharacterized. The coding region runs from base 1 to 732 and encodes 243 amino acids. Gene Ontology annotation, biological process: DNA repair; telomere maintenance. NCBI's taxonomy places the organism in Eukaryota, Viridiplantae, Streptophyta, Magnoliopsida, Fabales, Fabaceae. Gene Ontology annotation, molecular function: DNA helicase activity. The record is from RefSeq and is a predicted model, not a curated record. The transcript is spliced from 2 exons.